AUGUCCAACAAUGUGUUGAUUAAAACCCUAGAGGGCCUGUGCCUGGAUUCGGGUUAUAUGGCAGGGGAGAACUGCCCGUCACUCAGCCUGUCCUCGGGCAGGUCGGGGCACUCGCAGCCAAAUUUGAACACACCUCACCGGGGUCCUUGCUGGCAGCACGCCGGCUCCCUGUACAGCAGAAACGGUAGCUGGGACACUGUGAGCACGCUGCCGGAGGACGUGAUAGAUAUCCUAACGAAAUGCCCCUUUCUGCCCGAGCUGGAGGAGUAUCCCUGGAUCGAACAGGAGCUGCUGGAAGUUGUGCGUAAAGUUGCCCGCACGCGUGCGUCAUACACGAGGGAAGCGGUCCACCGGCUCUCUGUCCUGCUCCGGAGAGCUUUGGUGCGCAUCUCCCGGGAGGCUCAGCGGCUGAGUGAGCUGCACAGGCGGUGCACACGGCUGGAAGUGCAGAGCGCAGUGAGGCUGGUGUUGAGUUGGGGUCUCGCAGAGAAGUGCAUCUCAUCUGCUGUGAAGGCGGUGUCCCUGUACUGCAUGAACUCAGGCAACACCGCGCGUCAGCGCGGCAAGUCCUCGCGCUGCGGCCUCACGCUCUCCGUGGGCCGUUUCUUUAGGUGGAUGGUGGAGACGCGGGUGUCGGUUCGUGUGCACGAGUACGCUGCAGUGUGCCUAACAGCCUGUGUCGAAACUUUGGCAGAGGAAGUGGCAGGACGUGGGCUGCAGGCGGCGAGGCUGACCGCGGAAGAGGAGGGAGGACAGAUCGACGGGGUCAUCUGCGGCCCGGUGACCACCGAGCUGCUGGAUGGAGCUGUGAGCAACGACGCAGAGCUGUGGGGGCUGCUGCAGGUCUACGAGCAUCUCAUAUGUGGCAAAAAUGCCAGUGGUGAGCUGUCACUCCUAGCCCACAUCAGCCCAUACACAGAGAGCAGGGAAGAUGCCUACAUCCAGCUGGAGCUGCGGAUGUUGGAGCAGGCGCUCCUUGCCACCUGCGUUGGCAGCAUUGGAGAGCUGAGUACGCCAUUCUUGCUCCUCCCUCCUCUCAUGGAGUGGAUCCGUGUUGCCGUGGUGCACGCUGAACAUCGCCGUAGCCUAUUGGUUGAUAGUGAUGAUGUCAGACAGGCGGCCAGACAGCUUUUGCCAGGACUAGACUGUGAGCCCAGGCAGCUGAGGCCAGAGUGCUGUUUCCAGUUGUUUAAAUGUCUGGAUGCAGAAGCUGCUUCGGAUAAAUUCCAGUUGGAUUUAGGUUUCAGGAUGCUCUCGUGUGGCCGAGCAGACCUGCUCCACCACGCCGCCCGGCUUCUAGGAGCUGAAGGUGUCAACACUAUAGACGAUCAGGGAAUGAGCCCUCUAAUGUACGCCUCAGCAGCAGGAGAUGAGGCACUAGUGCAGACGCUCAUUGAAGCCGGAGCUCACCUGGACAUGCAGGUCCCUGGCAGCUCUGCCAGACAUCCGUCUGUUUACCCAGGCAGUCGGCACUGGGUGGCCUUAACAUUUGCUGUGCUUCACAGUCACCUGUCCGUGGCUCAGCUGCUUUUGGAGGCCGGUGCAGACGUGGAGGGUGGAGCCUUGCUGGACAGUCAGGAGAGCUCAGCUGAGACACCACUACAGCUAGCUGCUGCAGCAGGUUACUACGACAUGGUUAGCCUGCUGCUCGCUCACGGAGCAGACCCUCUGAUCAAAGUGCAUCAUGGGAAUUCACCGCUGUAUGAAGACAUGAACUGCUUUAGCUAUGCAGCAGCACAUGGGCACAGAAACAUCUUCAGGAGGCUUCUGCAGCAGCCACAGCACAGGAAGGAGGACAUCCUCUCUCUGGAAGAGAUCCUGGCUGAAGGAGUGGAGGAUGAGGAGGAAGAGGAACUAAAAUUUUCAACACAGCCUCUAGCUCCUGACUCCCCAAGCAUUGUUCCGAGUUUGUGUAAGAACCGGAUGAAGGCCCUGCAGCAGGCAGCCUACUACAGCGCGGAGCACGGCUACCUGGAUGUCACCAUGGAGCUCAGAGACAUGGGUGUCCCCUGGAGGCUGCACAUCUGGUUAGAGUCUCUGCUCAGAGCCCAACAGCUGUGUAGGGACGAUGUCAUCAUUUCCCUCCUCACAGAGUUCACCUCUAUCAGGACGGAGGACUACAGCCCCGGGCUUCUCUCCACGGGCAUCCCGCUCAUGUUCAGCAUGUUGGAGACCACCAAGGACUACGUGGUAACAAAGCGUCUGGCGACUGUCUUUUCUCUCUGCUACGGCUCGUCUCCCGUUCCUCCGGUCCCACCUUUGGACGUCACUCUGUCCACACAGCUGGAUAUUCAUUUUCUGAACAACAAAGAGAUGUCAGAUGUGACAUUCAUGGUGGACGGGCGCCCAUUCUUUGCACAUCGAGUGCUGCUGAUGUCUGCGUCAGACAGGUUUCGCCAGCUGCUCGCAGAUUCCCCCGAUAACAUCGUCCACAUCAAUCACAUGACCUACGGCAUCUUCCAGAUGAUGAUGAAGUCUCUGUACUGUGGAGGAACUGAGGGGCUGUCUGUGUCUCCCUCUGAAGCCUUGAAGCUGUUGCCAGUGGCCACUUUCUACCAGCUCCGAGGUCUGCAAAGACGCUGUGAAAUGUCACUGUCGCAAAGCCUUACUCUGGACAAUACUGUCAGCAUAUACAAGGCUGCUAAGCACCAUGGAGGAGCUGAACUCUGCAGGUUUUGUGAAGGAUUCUUCCUGCAGAACAUGGAUCAGCUCCUGGACAGGGAGGACUUCCACAGCCUGCUGCUAGGAGGUCUCAGUCAAGAGCUGCUAUACCCAGGCCUGGGCACCCGAUCUGGACUCGACCAAGAUCAGGAUCUACUGGUCCUCCUAAGGGACUUGGAGAAUAAAAAACGACUUAGGAGACAGGGUAAACGGAGCGGUAUCCGUGAACGCAUCAAGGCCUACCUAAAGUCACACGAGGUGAUUAACCACUAUGUUAUCUUGGAUAUUUUACGUUCCUCCCCAUCCUUCCAGGACUGGUCUACCUUUAGGCUGAUUCGCCAUGUCGGCCAGCAUGCUCACUCGGUCUACCUGCUUGGUGUUGGAUGCAGACCUCCAGAGGUGGCGUGA
Pundamilia nyererei is the source of this 3069-nucleotide messenger RNA. Its product is annotated as ankyrin repeat and BTB/POZ domain-containing protein 2-like. Gene Ontology annotation, cellular component: nucleosome. Lineage: Eukaryota; Metazoa; Chordata; Actinopteri; Cichliformes; Cichlidae. Gene Ontology annotation, molecular function: DNA binding; protein heterodimerization activity; structural constituent of chromatin. The record is from RefSeq and is a predicted model, not a curated record. The transcript has 17 exons. The coding region runs from base 1 to 3069 and encodes 1022 amino acids.